AUGCCGGUAUUUUCCAAAUCAGCCGAACCGGUUCCUUGGGUUCGACGAGAGAUAUCAAACACAAGUUUCCCUGUUCAAAAUGCUUGUGAUCCUAAAGGAAAAGCUGUAGCUGCUGAAAACACAGGAGCAGGCCAAACCACUCCCAGAAAAGCUGUAGCUGCUGAAAACACAGGAGCAGGCCAAACCGCUCCCAGUUCUUUCGUGCAUACGAACUGUCAGGGACCCCUUCCUGAAACAGCUAAUACUGGUCAAAAGGCUUGUCACCCUAAAGGAAAAGCUAUAGCUGCUGAAAACACAGGAACAGGCCAAACCGCUCCCAGUUCUUUCGUGCAUACGAACUAUCAGGGACCCCUUCCUGAAACAGCUAAUACGGGUCCAAAUGCUUGUGAUCCUAAAGGAAAAGCUGUAGGUUCUGAAAACACCGGAGCAGGCCAAACCUGUUUCAGUUCUUUUGUGUAUACGAACUAUCAGGGACGUCUUCCUGAAACUGCUAAUACUUGUGAAAAUGAUUGUGAUACUAAUGGAGAUACUGCAGAUGCUCAAAACCCAGGAAUAGGCCAAACCGAUUCCAGUUCUUUCGUGGAUACGAACUAUCAGCAGAGUCCCUUUCCUGAAACGGCUUACACUGGUCAAAAUGCUUUUGAUCCUACCGGAAAUGCUGCAGCUGCUCAAAACCCAGGAGCAGGCCAAACUGGUCUGAGUUCUUUCGUCUGUACAAAGUAUCAACAGGGACUCCUUCCUGAUACGGCUUAUGCUGAUCAAAAUGCUUUUGAUCCUAAUGGCAAUGCUGCAGCUGCUCAACACUCAGAAUCAGGCCAAACAGCUGUGCAAAACCCAGGAGCAGGACAAAGCGGUCCCAGUUCUUUCAUGUAUACAUACAAUCAGGAGGGACUCCUUCCUGAAAUGGAUUACACGGCUUAUUCUGGUCAAAAUGGUUUUGAUUUUAAUGGAAAUGCUGCAGCUGCUCAAAACCCAGGAUCAGGCCAAACUGGUCCAAGUUCUUUUGUGCAUACGAACUAUCAGCGGAGACCCCUUCCUCAAACAGCUAAUACUGGUCAAAAUGCUUGUGAUCCUAAAGGAAAAGCUGUAGCUGCUGAAAACACAGGAGCAGGCCAAACCUGUUCCAGUUCUUUUGUGUAUACAAACUAUCAGGGACGUCUUCCUGAAACUGCUUAUACUUUUCAAAAUGGUUUUGAUUUUAAUAGAGAUACUGCAGCUGCUCAAAACCCAGGAGUAGGCCAAGGCGAUUCCAGUUCUUUGGUGUAUACAAAAUAUCAGCAGGGUCCCUUUCCUGAAACGGCAUAUACUGGUCAAAAUGCUUUUGAUCCUAACGGAGAUGCUGCAGCUGCUCAAAACCUAGGAACUGGCCAAACCGGUCUGAGUUCUUUCGUGUAUACAAACUAUCAACAGGGACCCCCUCCUGAAACGGCUUAUGCUGGUCAAAAUGCUUUUGAUCAUAAUGGAAAUGCUGCAUCUGCUCAAAACCCAGGAUCAGGCCAAGCCAGUCCUAAUUCUUUCAUGUAUACAUACUAUCAGCAGGGACCCCUUCCUGAAAUGGAUUAUACGGCUUAUGCUGGUCAAAAUGGUUUUGAUUUUAAUGGAAAUGCUGCAGCUGCUCAAAACCCAGGAGCAGGCCAAACCGGUUCCAGUUUUUUUGAGUAUGCAAACUUUCAGCAGGGACCCAUUUCUGAAAUGGUUUAUACUGGUCAAAAUGCUUUUGAUCCUAAUGGAAAUGUUGCAGCUGCUCAAAACCUUGGAUCAGGCCAAACUGGUCCCAGUUCUUUCGUCCAUACCUACUAUCAGCAGGGAUCCCUUCCUGAAAUGGUUUAUACUGGUCAAAAUGAUUUUGAUCCUUAUGGAAAUAAUGCAGCUGCUCAAAAUCCAGGAGCAGGCCAAACCGGUCCCGGUUCUUUCAUAAAUACAAACUAUCAGCUGGGACCCCUUCCUGAAAUGGCUUAUGUCGGUCAAAAUGCUUUUGAUCCCUAUGGAAAUGCUGCAGCUGCUCAAAACCUAGGAGCAGGCCGAAUCGGCAGUCCCAGUACUUUCAUGUGUUCAAACUAUCAGCAGGGGCCCCUUCUGGAAACGGAUUAUACUGGUCAAAAUGCUUUUGAUCCUUAUGGAAAUAAUGCAGCUGCUCAAAAUCCAGGAGCAGGCCAAACCGGUCCCGGUUCUUUCAUAAAUACAAACUAUCAGCUGGGACCCCUUCCUGAAAUGGCUUAUAUCGGUCAAAAUGCUUUUGAUCCCUAUGGAAAUGCUGCAGCUGCUCAAAACCCAGGAGCAGGCCGAAUCGGCAGUCCCAGUUCUUUCAUGUAUACAAACUAUCAGCAGGGACCCCUUCUGGAAACUGAUUAUACUGGUCGAAAUGCUUUUGAUCCUUAUGGAAAUAAUGCAGCUGCUCAAAAUCCAGGAGCAGGCCAAACCGGUCCCGGUUCUUUCAUAAAUACAAAUUAUCAGCUGGGACCCCUUCCUGAAAUGGCUUAUGUCGGUCAAAAUGCUUUUGAUCCCUAUGGAAAUGCUGCAGCUGCUCAAAACCUAGGAGCAGGCCGAAUCGGCAGUCCCAGUACUUUCAUGUGUUCAAACUAUCAGCAGGGGCCCCUUCUGGAAACGGAUUAUACUGGUCAAAAUGCUUUUGAUCCUUAUGGAAAUAAUGCAGCUGCUCAAAAUCCAGGAGCAGGCCAAACCGGUCCCGGUUCUUUCAUAAAUACAAACUAUCAGCUGGGACUCCUUCCUGAAAUGGCUUAUGUCGGUCAAAAUGCUUUUGAUCCCUAUGGAAAUGCUGCAGCUGCUCAAAACCUAGGAGCAGGCCGAAUCGGCAGUCCCAGUUCUUUCAUGUAUACAAACUAUCAGCAGGGACCCCUUCUGGAAACGGAUUAUACUGGUCGAAAUGCUUUUGAUCCUUAUGGAAAUAAUGCAGCUGCUCAAAAUCCAGGAGCAGGCCAAACCGGUCCCGGUUCUUUCAUAAAUACAAACUAUCAGCUAGGAUCCAUUCCUGAAAUGGCUUAUAUCGGUCAAAAUGCUUUUGAUCCCUAUGGAAAUGCUGCAGCUGCUCAGAACCCAGGAGCAGGCUGAAUAGGCAGUCACAGUUCUUUCAUGCAUACAAACUAUCAGCAGGGACCCCUUCCUGAAACUGCUUAUAGUGGUCAAAAUGCUUUUGAUCCUAAUGGAAACGAUGCAGCUGCUCAAAAUCCAGGAGCAGGCCAAACCGGCGUUCCCAGUUCUUUCCUGUACACAAAGUAUCAGCAGGGACCGCUUCCUGAAACGACUUAUACUGGUCAAAAAUUCUUUUGAUCCUACUGGAAAUGAUGCAGCUGCUCAAAACCCAGGAGCAGGCCAAACUGUCCCAAUUCUUUCGUGUAUACAAAUAAUCAGCAGGUAACCCCUUCCUGAAACAGCUUAUACUACUGCAGAAAAACCAGACAAUGCUGUUCAGCUGGCGCAUGGUAGCUUGAAGACACCACAUACUGAAUCACAUGCCUCUGCUAAUUUGGAUAAAUUCUUUAAAAAGGUAAAACUUGUUGAUGGUGAUAGUAAUAGAUACAGAGCAAACACCCAUGGCCCAGGGAGAUUUUGGGGCUGCAACUACUCAUGGAAUGUUUUUCCGCCACUAGCUGUCUAAUACGAAUACAGAAUGGAAAGUAUACAAACGAGGGCCUCGGGCUGUGUUCUGAAGAAAUCAACAGCAAGAUAUAGAUGGGCAUGAUAAGGAUUAAGGGAAUAAAUAUUUAGAAGAUUUUGUUUGAGUAUAUAUCUCUUUAUUUGAUUUUU
Messenger RNA from Salvia hispanica, 3765 nucleotides. NCBI's taxonomy places the organism in Eukaryota, Viridiplantae, Streptophyta, Magnoliopsida, Lamiales, Lamiaceae. The record is from RefSeq and is a predicted model, not a curated record.